UAUUAACUUUAAUGUGGUAGGUGUGACAACAUUGUAAAUUAGAUUUUGAUGUUCCAUUAAAAAGUUAAGUCUGGUCCAAGUUCAAAUGUAAUAAUCUUUAUUAAUGCUCUUAAAAUGUACUUACCAACUCAUACCAAAACGCUACAUAAGCUUAAGACAAGGUGACAGAAAAAAGGAGUACUUCGUAAGAAAACUAAUAGGGUAUUCUAGUGAAGAAAUGUACGAUGUAAUAGCCGACAUAAAAAACUACCACAAGUUCGUUCCCUUUUGUACAAAAUCCACAAUAUUAACAGAAGAAUUGGACCAGCUUCAAGCAAAUUUAGAAGUAGGUUUUCCUCCUAUCUACGAAAACUACACUUCUUUAGUGACAUUAAAAAGGCCCGUAUUGGUACAAGCAAUUUGUAGGGAUGGACGACUGUUUAAUUACUUGGAAACAACCUGGAAGUUGACUCGAGGCCUCGAAAGCAACCCAAAGACUUGCAUAAUAGAUUUUUAUAUUAAUUUUGAGUUUAAGUCUUUGUUACAUUCGAAAGUUGCUGGCAUAUUUUUCGACCACCUUUGCAAACAGAUGGAGUCUGCUUUUAUUAAGGAGGCAGCCAAGAGAUAUGGCAUUCAAUCGUGCCCCAUUUAUUGGUUGUCUGGAGCUAAAUCGUAGAGGAUCAAUAUACAGUUUAUUUUAAAAUAAAAUUAUAUUUUUAUUAGUAAA
Messenger RNA from Aethina tumida (small hive beetle), 706 nucleotides. RefSeq names its product coenzyme Q-binding protein COQ10 homolog A, mitochondrial. Lineage: Eukaryota; Metazoa; Arthropoda; Insecta; Coleoptera; Nitidulidae. Gene Ontology annotation, biological process: cellular respiration; ubiquinone biosynthetic process. Gene Ontology annotation, cellular component: mitochondrion. Bases 104 to 655 code for a protein of 183 amino acids. Gene Ontology annotation, molecular function: ubiquinone binding. The record is from RefSeq and is a predicted model, not a curated record. The transcript is spliced from 2 exons.